Odontomachus brunneus is the source of this 4710-nucleotide messenger RNA. It is a transcript of the gene bdl, whose product is annotated as protein borderless. NCBI's taxonomy places the organism in Eukaryota, Metazoa, Arthropoda, Insecta, Hymenoptera, Formicidae. Gene Ontology annotation, cellular component: axon; plasma membrane. Bases 823 to 2862 code for a protein of 679 amino acids. The transcript is spliced from 12 exons. Gene Ontology annotation, biological process: dendrite self-avoidance; axon guidance; homophilic cell-cell adhesion. The record is from RefSeq and is a predicted model, not a curated record. Gene Ontology annotation, molecular function: cell-cell adhesion mediator activity.
CGUUCAUUCGUGUCGCCAUGGGUGUGCCGAAGUUCAUAUACGACGCUAAACGGAGCGUACACACCCCGUGCCCGUAAACGUAGAAUCGCGACGCGCUCCGCGCCACCACCCCCCCUUCCCGCAUCGCGGUCCAUCCACCCUCGCAGCCCCCUCCCGGCGGUGCUCAUUACUCCUAGCUCUUCGUAUCCGCUCGGAUUGAACGAGGCGGCGCGAUUACUCGAUCUACCGUUGCCUCCGGAGCACUCUCCACCAGUCUCGUCUCGAAUCAAACUGUACGUCGUUCCAGCGACACUGGACAGACACCUGGUACUCCUCCGACGCGUUCCCCGGUGUCAACGACCUGUCGAGGUGACACGAAGCGUCGAUGAACCAGGACACGCUGCUAAUCGAUCUCGAUCCGACGGUGUUCGAGCGAUAAAGUCGAGGUGAAUCGCCGAGUGCCGAGAUAGAAAACGAAACAGGCCAGUGGAGUAAGCUUGCGUGAGCUUCAGAGAGAAAAAUCCGGUGAUCGCUCGGGGGUUGACUCAGCGAAGGAAGAACGAAGGAGAGAGGUCGAGGAUGCUCGAAACAUACACCUACGUCGUUCGCACGCGUCAGAGUGACGCGUGCUGAUCAGACUCGAAGGUGGUGGCUGGUGUUCGAUGAGUGCGGGUGAUGACAGAUGUGUCGGUCGUCGCCGCGGAGUGUGGUCCAUCGUCGUUUCUACUAAUGCGACGUACUCGCGACGCCGUUCACGUUGAUGCGAUAUUAUAAAUAAAGUGCGAGAGGAAACAAGCAGAAGAAGAAGAAGGAGAAAGAAACGUGGCGCAGUAUCGGAACGCAAUGAUGAGCAGCGCCGCGAAGUUCUACAAGCUGCUGGCGGUCCUCCUCUGCUGUAAAGCAUGCAGCUACGGCUUGAUGCUAGAGGAGGAUAAGGAACCGAAUUAUCUUACCGCGGGGGUGGGAGAGUACGUGGUGUUUAAUUGCGAUCUUGACUUUCCGCACGAGACGCCGAUUCCGUACAUCCUCCAAUGGAACCGCGACAGCCGCACGGUGUUCUCGUGGUACGAUGGGCGCGUGUCGCUGGAGGACGACUACAAAGGUCGCAUACACUUGUUGGACGACAUCAGCCAUCGCGGAUAUGGCCAGGGUAGCAUAAAUCUCACGAAUAUUCGCGAGAGCGAUCAAGGCUGGUACGAAUGUAGGGUGAUAUUCCCUAAUAGAACGCCAAACUCCAGAAACAAUGGCACGUGGUUCCAUCUCGCCAUUGAUGGUGCGUCGCCGUUUCCGACGACUGUUGCAGGUGAUAAUCUACUAGCGAUCCCACCUGUCAACAAAACUGCCAUGGAGGGCGAAGCCGUCGACUUUGACUGCGUAGCUAAGGGUGAGCAUACGGUAGUGACUUGGCUUCGCGAGAGAACACCCAUCUCGGAAAUACAGGAUCUCAAAAGACGAGCGUCUAUCGGUAGCGAUGGGACGUUAACCAUAAAUUCAGCUGCCAUGGGUGACCUUGGAGAAUAUACCUGCGUGGUAACAGGAGAGACCGGGGACCAGCAGAGCGCCUCGGCCUUUUUAAAUGUUCAAUAUAAGGCGAAAGUGAUCUACGCGCCGCGGGAGGUCUACCUACCGUACGGCAAGCCGGCCCUCCUGGACUGCCACUUCAGGGCGAACCCGCCGCUGACGAACCUACGUUGGGAGAAGGACGGAUUUCUUUUCGAUCCUUACAACGUGCAGGGGGUCUUCUACAGGAGAAAUGGGUCUCUCUAUUUUAGCAAAGUGGACGAGACGCAUUCGGGAAGCUACAGCUGCACCCCCUAUAACGAACUAGGCACCGAAGGGCCCAGCCCUUCGAUCACCGUAAUAGUUCAAAGACCGCCGGUGUUCACGAUAACGCCGCAGCAUUUGUACAUGCGAAAGCUGGGCGAGAGCUUGGAGAUCCCGUGCGACGCCAGAGAUGGCGACGACGCACAUCGGCCGACCAUCGUGUGGUACAAAGACGGAACGCCCCUAUCGCCCGAGAGAACCAUCAUGAUCGGUGGCAAUCUUACGAUAGAGAGGAUCCAGGAACACGAUCGAGGCUUGUACCAAUGCGCGGCCAGCAACGAAGCGGCGACGGUUGUCGCGGACGCGGAACUGAUGGUGUUGAAUGUCCCGCCGAGGGCACCGUACAAUCUGAGCGCCAACAGCAGCAAGAACGCCGUCACUUUGACCUGGAUACCAGGAUAUGUGCGACCUAAGAUGGAGUAUUCAGUAUGGUACAGACCCACGGACACGUCUGAGUGGAGGACCAUGAAGAUCCUCUCCAGAAAAAUCACGGAGGCAACGGUGAAUAAUCUCAACUCAGGGCGAGAGUACGAAUUCAUGGUUUUGAGCCAAGACAAGCACGGCGACGGGAUGUUCAGCAAAGCGCUUCGGAUAUUUACCCAGCCGAGUUCCAUUGACGAGAACUCGGCGUCGGAAUAUCGCAGUCAACAUGAAACUGAAAUCGUGGGACCACCGCUCAACGUGAGAGUGCAAGCAACCGUUGAGGGUUAUUUGGUAACUUGGGAGCCGCCCGAGUACGGCAAGGGUCAAGUCAGACUCUACACAGUGAGAUGGUUUAGAGGACCCUCGGAACAUUUAUACGGAAGAGCGGAAACGACGGACACUUAUUAUUUAGUGAAAACUCUGGAAGAGGAGAGCUACUACACUUUCGAGGUGGCCGCGAUGUCUCUUAUUGACGAUGUUGCAACAAGCGACCGGGUUGGUUUGGAAGUUCCCGCUUAUCGUCGCAAUCGUGCAAUCUCCAUGGGAAUCGUGGCCGGUAUAGGUUUUCUAGCGGCAGCAUUGGCCGCAGUGUGGUGGGCGAGGAAGCGAUUUUGCCAGCCGACUAACGAGAAGUAAUCAAGAGAACGCAUCCGAAAUAUGUGCAUGUACUCAAGCAGAGAUAGAGGAUAGCUAAUCGCGCGAGCUCAUAAUUGAUUAUAAAUAUUCAUGUCGCUCGUACGAUUAGCAGCACGGAUCAUUUUAGUAUGGAAGUUAGCAUUACACUUGUAAAAAGCAAGAAAAGAGAAACGAUCAAAUGGUAUAUGUUUAUGACCUUUGAAGAAGUUGUGAAGGUUAACGAGAUGAAUCAUUUCGAAACUUUCUUCACGUAAACAAAAACAAGAAAAUAAAAACAAAGGAAAUAUUUAUCCGAUACAUUGCAAAUCCAAGUAGUAAGUAUAUAUUUAUGUGUGUAAAAGCACUCAUUUAUGUGUGUAAUUUUGUUUAAAAUGAUUGAUUGAAAUGUGUAAGAGGUACACAUUUAAAAAAUCUUUACAUAUUUACGUUUUCUUACACGUAAAGUUAACGUGAAAUUAAGAAGAAAUAUAUAUUAGGUUCUAAAAAAAAGUCUUCAUUGUUUCUUGUUCAAAAAUUCGAUAAAAACGCGAGAUAUUUCUUGCUCCCAACUUAUAACUUCUUUCUAUUGUUUUUUGUAAUUAGAACAUUAAGGGUCGGUUUUUCAAUGAUAGUUUAAACUUAAAUUUCAACUUAAACUCUGCUUAAACAAAACAAACACAUUGUUUGAAUAGAGUUUAAAUUUGAAUCCAAAUUUAAACUACUAUUAAAAAACCAGCCCUAAGAAUAUCAGCGAAUUUUCUGGGUAAUAAUAACAUAAAUAAGAUAAAGAUUAAUAUUUGCUUUUGGAGCCAAACUUAUCUAUUAUUUAUUUACAUUUACAAACUUAUCUAUUAUUUAUUUACAUUUAGCUAAAGCUAAUUUUUAUUUCACCAAAUAUUAAAAAUAAAAAAAUUCAAAAUCUUUCAUAAUAUAGUCGUUCUCCUUAGUAUAAUCAUUCUCGUAAUAUGCAUUUAUCCUCUGAAGAAGAAUUCUUUUUGAUGUUAUGACAUAUUUUAUGUCUUAAAAAAUAUAUAUGUGUAUAUAUAUAUAUAUAUAUCAGUACAUAAUUUUAUAAGAAAUUAUCUUUUCCAGUAAUUAUAAAUCACUUUCAGUUAUCUUUAACCUAUUUCCAGUGUACCAAUAUCACAUAUUUUAAAUAUGUAACUUGAUAUACACAUGUAGAAAAAAUAAAAAAAUUUAAAAUUAAAAAUAUACAUUUAAAUGUGUAAAUUUGCACAGAUAAAAGAUGUAGAUAAAAUUACACGUAUAUAAAUGCGUAAAAAGUGACUAUACAUACAUAAAUGUAUAAAAAUUACACACUUGGAUUUGUAGUUAUACAAAGUAACAUCAGAGAAAUAACUACGCAAACAUAUAAGGCGGCGGUGAAGCGCAGGAUUAAUGUAUUAGGGAUCAUGAGAUCUUGAGUCGCCCUCCUCUCUCCUAUAAGCGAUCUUAUUUACCAAACUUUGUAAUCUAAGUUACUACUGAGUGUUCGUGCAUAUCGCGCUAAUUAUAUCAUACUUUAUGUGUCGUUUAACGGCUUUAUUAGGUAAUUGCACCUUAUAAAUGGCAAGAUUUCAUAUGCGAAUUAAAGGUCGUCGACCGUCGAACAUGUCGAACGUAUCGAGAGGAACCGUGCAUGUGUUUACACAUUACACACGUUUCUCGUCUUUUUUUCUAUUGUAAAUGUUUUCUUUUCUAUUAUAAGUUACAUGUACACAUUGUCGCUCUGCACAAGCAUUUCUUAUUCUUUAUUAGUACUUGUAUACAUAACUUUAUUGAACACGACGCAUUGUCAUAUAUAUACAUACUUGUACAUCGUAAUAAUUUCAAUUAAUAAUAAAAAGAAGUGAAAAUAGGUACACACAA